Dunckerocampus dactyliophorus (ringed pipefish) is the source of this 4852-nucleotide messenger RNA. RefSeq lists its product as uncharacterized. The record is from RefSeq and is a predicted model, not a curated record. Bases 797 to 1429 code for a protein of 210 amino acids. The transcript has 3 exons. NCBI's taxonomy places the organism in Eukaryota, Metazoa, Chordata, Actinopteri, Syngnathiformes, Syngnathidae.
CCGGCAUGAUGCUACACCUCUGAUGAAUGAGGGCUAUCACAAGAGGCGAAUGUCCUGGGUUUUUUUUUGCGAUUUUAUUGGUCAACCAAACGAUGGCAUUCCAUGUAAGUACAAUUAUUUAUUUCUUGAGGGGAGAAAUAUGCGGGGAGAGCAGAAAUAUUUCAUAAUCACUUCGCACGCAGAAAAUGUAUCAAAAAUAACAAACUGUAUUUUCAGUGGCUAAAAUGCAACAGAAAUCAGUGAGUAAAUUGGACAUUUUAUUUCACAGACAAAUCAAAAGGAUGUUACAUUUUAGUCAGGGAGAAUCAAUUUUAUCGAACCCAUCUGAUGGCCGUAGGCCCUCCAAGUCAUGUUUCAAAUAGCUGAAGUUAAGUGUUAUUCUGUCCUCAAAUUAAAAGACCAAAAAUGUCAACCUUUCACACAAGGCGAGGUACCUGAAAACAUGUAUUAUUCAUGAAUGUAAUAGUUCUCAUCCAGCUGUCAGCAUAUUGGUGUGCAGCCUUUCAUCUUAUAAAUGUUUCCAAAAUGGAUUUUAAUAAUAGAUUAACUUUGCUGCUUUUUCCAAGAUGUUCUGACGCGAUCGUAACACACACGAACCGACGCAAUGCAUCUGACAAUGUGGAGGCAGGGAAGAAAUGAUUCCUUUUGCAAUUUAAUUCAAUUAAAUGAAGUUAGACUGGCACAUAAUCUGCAUCCACUGCAUAAUCAAUACAUUUGAAUAAACCAUUCGUUGAUAUUUUGUCCUAUAUCACGGCCUUAGUUGAUUUUCAGAAACUGAGGCAAGUUGCAUAUUGUCAUGGCGGAUGCCAUGGAUGCUAAACCAAAUGCUGGUAAAAGGCUUGAAGAGUUGGAUGGAAGACUGGAAGAUGGAUGUGAAGACUUGGCGGAAGGAACCACAGUUUUGGAGACCUCUAUUCCACCCAGAAGCUUGACUUCCUGUGAAACAGAGGCCCAAGAACUGGACGUGCAGAACAGAACAGGAACAGGCCCAGGCGUCCAAGCUUUACGCCUGUCCAUCACCAGCUCCAGUUCCGUGGCACUGCCGUCUGCCACGGAUGCAAAUCAGUCGCUCACAUCAGAUGAGGAGAGUCAAGAGCAAAUGAAAACAAAGGCGUCCACCGUGAAGCCACUAGAUGAAGAUGACCUCUGUGCCGCCAUCCUGCUGGCCUGUCUCUUCUGCCACCCCCUGGACUGUCUGCUGGCCACAGUGAGCGGGUGUAACCGGUGCGUUUGGUCGCUGUGCUCCAUGCUGUUCUGCUGCGAGUCCACCGCCCUGCGGCCUCUCUCGGAUAUCGCUCGACACUGUGGCGUCUGCUGGUGCCGAGAUCUGUGCUGCUCUCACUGCGACUGCAGUAUCUGUGAUCUCUGCCUCCAGGCCACAGAGUGCCUGGACCUAGCGAUGGAAAUCUCACAGAUGCUGUACCACUAGCAAGCAUGUGAUCACACUGACACAUCUGAAAAGGAUGCUUUAUUUGUUACAAUGUGCUCUAUGGCGGAAGACACCAAACGUGCAUUUGUGAAAGGGUCGGAGUUGCUUGUUGGUUGUUGAUCAUCAAAAAAAAUGACAGUUUUCCGUCAUUUAUUGCGAGGGACUGGUUCCCAAAAUAGCCCGCAAUAAGUGAAAUCUGUCAAGUAGCCAACUAUAUUUGUUUCCAAUGAUUCUGUAUGUUUUAAGGCUGUAAAAGCCUGCCCCCGUACACUUGAUACACUUUUCUCAGACCGGCGUUAACAUUUUCUCACAAUUCUGUCUUGUUUAAACACUCAAAGUUCAAAUUUCCUUAGAAUUUUAAUGAUCAACCUACUAGGGUGGACACAAGAAAUGAUCACGUGACUCACGUGUAUUUCACUCCUCUGACUCGGCCUCUCUGCUGAAGCGUUUUUGUAUCCUUGUUGAAACAUUGUUGCUGUAUCCUCGUCGUCCUCCUCCAACCCGAGAUUCAUUUACAGUAUUCCGUAACAGCGUCGUACACCCGCGUAACAUCUACCUGCCUUCAGCAUGUCACAAGUCCAACUUUUCGUGCGACGGCGAGCAUCAUCCUCUGCCUUUUGGGUGCACGACGUUUAGUGGACAUUGUGGGUUUUGUCGGUGAGAAAACGUGCAAACAUACAGAGUUUGGAGUCUCUGCAAGCUGUUUGCUAGCCAUCACACAACAGGAAACAUUGCAGUUCAAGCACAGAGGAGACUGACUGACCGUGGUCCGCAGCCAAUAAGGACGCACAAGACAGUGGGCGGGUUCUCGCUUAGCCAAUAAUACACGAAAGACAUUGGAAAUUCCAGCAUAUGCGUUUUGAAAAUAUGUUAUCUGAAAUACAGUACGUCAGUGUUUUAAAAACCAACCACAAAAAUCAACGCAUUCAUCCCCAAAAGUUGCACGACACGUUUAACGAAUGAAAAGCCGUCUUGUAGAAAAUAGUGGUCUGCAUUCCGAGAUCAUCCGACACGCCUCCACUAAAAAACACAAACUGGUCAAAUCAGCCAGUGAUCACCCAGGUAAAUGGAGACAAAACAGAUAUUAGUCACACCGAACGACAAACUACUCAAAGUAAACAAACGACUCAGGUAUCAAAAACAUGAUCAACUACGGCGGCUGUCAUAAAACGAUCAACUGCAUUUGUCACAGCGAAGCUGAAUACUGUACUGCUGACAAAUACAACAGUGACAAGUCAUUUGUGGCUACACUGCUUUGGCUAACUAGCGGCGGCAGCUCAUUGGGUAUUCUAGUCAUACCUGCGCCGUGGGGGUUUGCACUCCCACAGCGUGUCGUUGUAGGAAAACAAACAGGAUCUUAUAUUUGACUAAAUGCAUAGACCGCAAUAACAUAAGGUGCAGUGCCAUUGCUCGGAAUAAAAUAUUCUUAUUUACAACGAGGGAAAAUGUUUCACAAUGUGCCAAUUCACUUUAAGAUCAUCCCUUUUGCACCCGCCCCCACACAACAAGCAUGCGAACCCUGAUUCCUGUCAAAAAAGAACAGCUACUGUGUGUCUCUGCAUGGAUAACGUCUGCUUUCGCCAACAUUGUCAUGUGAUUCAAACUAAAUAAACAUUCCCUAUAAAUGACCACAUCUUAAAUUCAAGCUAAAUUGAUAUUACUCUUACUCUUUCAAAAAUAUCUGAGAAUGUUUCAUAGAAAAGUAAGCAUCCCUGGGGUACGUAUGAUAUUCUAUUUUUCACCAUUGCAUUUACAAACACACACGGAAUCAUUCAACCUGCUCCAGAAGUCAACAAAAACAUUUACGUUAGUUUCAAUCGGACUUUUCUUUUUCUUUAAACAUUCUAGACCAGACCUGGGCAAAGUACAGCCCCCGGGGGCCACAUCCCACACUACCUGUGCCUGACCGGCCCAUGUAAAGUUAAUCAAAAAUUUGAAAAAAAAAAAAAAUCCAAAAUGUAGGGCUGGGCGAUAUAUCGAUAUUUUUAAAUCAAUACAGUGUUCCCUCGUUUAUUGCGGGGGAUAGAUUCCCAAAAUAGCCCGAAAUAAGCGAAAUCCGCGAAGUAUCCAACUUUGUUUCCAAAGAUUGUGUAUGUUUUAAGGCUGUCAAAGCCCUCCCCAAACACGUCAUACACUUUUCUCAGACAGGCAUGAACAUUUUCUCACAUUUCUCUCUUGUUUCAACACUCUCAAAAAACGUUCAAACCUUCCUUUGAAAUGUUUGAUCAACCUGCAGGUCGGAAAGAAGAAAUGAUUAAGUGACUCGCAUGUAUUUCACUCCUGUGACCGUGCCUUGUCGUCCUGGCGCCGUUCGUCUGUACUGUAGCGUUUUUGUAUCCUUGUUAAAACAUAUUGCUGCAGUCAUCCUCCUUGGAACUGAAGAUUCAUUUACAAGCUAACAAGCUAGCAAGCAAGCAAGUUAGCGGAUGACACAGGAGACACGGCAGGAGAUUGAUUGACAACGCUCUACAGCCAAUCAGGAUGCAGAAAGCAAUGCAGUCAGACGAGAGGGGGAAGAGAGAGACACUCAACUUCCCACAAUACAAUUCUUCUUAAAGGACCAGGUUCGGCCUGUAACAGCGUUCAUAUGCUGUAAAUCUGCAAAAGGUGAACCGCGAUAGAGCGAGUGAACGCUAUUUCUUUUAAGCACAAUAUGAAAAGCAAACAUGGCUGAUGUCUCACUGAUCACUGCUGUGUCAUGUGGCCCCUUGGUAAACUACCUGCCCACCCCUGGUCUAGACUCACCUGACAUGACGACAGACUGCAAGCUGACAUUCAAUCUCUGCAAACACUCAGAAUUCAUCAUAAGUCCUCAUCCAUAUCCAAGCUGCUCCUGGGACUGCUGCUUUUAGAGGCACCCGGUGACAAAGGAGAGAACAGGGGCUCAACCACCGCCUCUGGAGAGAGGGCGCACCCGUCGUCCAUAAGGAUGUCUCCCAAGCCCACAUCAGGGUAGAGCGCUGAAGCGGAGGAGUCUUCCAGCUCAGCAAAACUCAAGCUGCCCAGGUCCAACGGGCUGCUGAUGGUGACCCCAGCAGGGGACUCUGAUGAAGGUGGCGACAGGAAGGCAGUGGGCAGAGGGUGUCCGACGGCUGCCGCACCCAGACUGAGGAGGUUAUGCCCGGACGUUGCUUCUGCAGUGUGGGGUAAGCACCGGCCGUUGUGUGGGGCUUGCGGCUGCUGGAGGAGGGCGGGACUGGAGGUUAGACCAGAGGAGAUGCUGCUGGUAGAAGAGAGGCCAUGGACGCGUGCCUGGACUUCCAGUUCCUGAGGAGAACACCAACACACAGUAGUGAGAAACAGUCUUUGCCCUCUUCCUGAUUUCUUUUUUUCUGUUUGCAUGUUUGUCACACUUCAAUGCUUCAGAUCAUCAAACAAAUGUUUUGUAUUAGUCAAUGACAACCCAACUCAACACUUUAUGCA